AUGGCUGGUGUAGGUCCUAUUGUUAGGUGGAGAAAAGUUUCAGCGGCCACUGGGAAUGUCCCUAGAUCAAGACACGGACACAAAGCCGUGGCUAUCAAGGACUUGAUCGUGGUUUUCGGUGGUGGGAAUGAGGGAAUAGUGGAUGAACUUCACGUUUUCAACACGACAACCUGCCAAUGGUUUCUUCCCGCUGUACAUGGAGAUAUUCCGCCAGGAUGUGCAGCCUUCGGAAUGCUGGCAGAGAACACUCGUGUGCUCAUGUUUGGUGGCAUGCUUGAAUACGGCAAAUAUUCAGGUGACUUAUACGAACUACAAGCUUCUCGUUGGGAGUGGAAACGUCUAAAGCCUAAGCCUGCUAGAAAUGGCCCCUGUCCAUGUCCAAGGAUCGGGCAUAGUUUCACUCUUGUUGGUCAGCGAGCAUUUUUAUUUGGUGGAAUAACGAAUGACAGUGAUGACCCUAAAAACAAUAUACCAAGAUACUUAAACGAUCUGUACACUCUGGAAUUAAAACCCAAUUCAAGUACUAUGUGUUGGGAUAUUCCAAACACAUAUGGUCAGCCGCCUACACCUAGAGAAUCUCACAGUGCAGUAGCUUAUCAGGUCCUUGAUGGAAUGAUAAAGAAAUGGCGUCUUUUGGUAUAUGGUGGCAUGUCCGGUAAUCGACUUGGGGAUCUUUGGCAAUUAGAAAUUGAUACUAUGACAUGGAUCAAACCUAUCGUUAGUGGAGAUCUACCGGCUCCACGCAGUCUUCAUAGUGCAACUGUAAUCGGAAACCGCAUGUUUGUCUUCGGUGGAUGGGUUCCUUUGGUCAUGGAAGAAAUUAAAAUGACAGCUCAAGAAAAAGAAUGGAAGUGUACGAAUACUUUGGCUAGUCUUAAUCUCGACACGAUGGUUUGGGAACCAUUGACAAUGGAAGUUGCUGACGAAUGUCUUCUACCUCGAGCCCGUGCUGGACAUUGUGCUGUAGCUGUCCACAGUCGUCUGUACAUUUGGUCUGGUCGUGAUGGAUAUCGAAAAGCAUGGAAUAAUCAGGUUUGCUUCAAAGAUUUGUGGUUUUUGGAAACUGACCGUCCUGCCGCUCCAACAAGAGUUCAGUUAGUUCGUGCUGGCACACAAAGCCUCGAAGUAACGUGGGGUUCGGUGCCUACUGCAGAUGCUUAUAUUUUACAAAUUCAAAAGUAUGAUGUUUCUCCUUCCACAACUUCCACACAUUCCCUGACAUCUUCACCAGUAGAUACAAGUGGAAUUGUUAAAGCUCCAUUAACUGCAUCUGCUGGUUCUCUGAACUUUUCAAGAGCUGGUGCUAUCUCACAGGCCCUCAUUACCACACCAGCUACUGCUAAUUCGGUUCCAAUACCAACCCCCAUCAGAUUACCUACUACUACUGCCGCUGUUGGUUCAAUAAUACCAAACUCAUGCGUCACUAUGGCUGGACAGAGAGGACCAACUGUAGUUACACCGACAGGUUUAAAGAUCACACCUGUACCAGGCAGUGCUGUUACAGGACGGACGGCAACUAUCGCAACUGUAGCACAACAUUCCAGUACAGUUAAUCCAUGUGGUCCGACGAUCAUUCGAAGUUCAUGUCCUCCGAUCGCUCCGAAGCAACACCUUAUUACUGUUGGUGGCAAGCAGGUUGUUUCUGCAGUUUCUGUCGCAAAUAACUCCGGUGUAGCUAAUUCGAAUCCAAAUCAAGUAGUACACAUUGUAAACAAGUCAACAGGUUUAAUCAAACCUAUUAAACUAGUUUCAACCACAAAUUCAUCUUCAACUGCUUCCAAAACUAUCACUGUACAACAAGCAUCAGUUGGAACUGGCGUUUCAGUUCCGAAAGUAAUCAAAGCUAUUCCAGCAACAAUGCUUCAAAUGUCUGCGUCUGGUAAGCCUAUUUUAAUUGCUGGUGGAGGUGUAUGCCGUCCGGGCCAGACAACCGUCCAAGUUUCAGGUUCUGUACACAGACCAGCUGGACAGCAAAUAGUUAUCAUGAGUCCAACAAUUUCGGUAUCCUCAUCAACUGCUAUUCCUGCAUCAUCAAAUUUGUACUUAUCUUCUGGAGGUGCUACCAGCCAAAUAAUACGACAGGGAAAUCAAACACAGGUAACCUUAGUCCGACGGGAUCAAUAUGAUUCAACACAUGGUAAUGCGAAUGAUCCAAGUAAUACUACGUCAUCGAUUCUCCAAACUAUCCCACAAUUGGAUGGUGCUAUUGAUGAUGAUGAUGAUGUCGAUGAGGACGGUGGUAGUGCUAAAAACGAUGCUUCAUCAGCUAUCCUUUUGGAGUCUAAUUUAGUCAAAGAAAAGUUACAUAUGAAAGGAAAUGUGGAUAUUCUACAAACUGGCAGUCAACAUUCGCCAGCAUAUACAACAGAUGCAAAUUCCGAUUUACAUACGUCAUUAGCCGUGGAAGCUGCUGCUGAACUGCUUGCAGACAUUGGUGAAGAUAAUACAUCAGCGUAUUCAGACCAAAAUUCAGUAAGCGUUUCAAAAGAAACUGAUCAAGCCGUCAGAAAUUUGAUUGAUAUCAAGCCUAAUGUAUUAUCCGAAAAUAUUUCCAAUACUGAUCAUGAAAAAAAUUUCAGAGGAGAUUCAGGAUCUUAUGAAGAUCCAGUACAUGCUAAAGAUGGGAAGGAAGGAAAUGGCAGUUCUCUUACUGAUCCUUUGGAAACAUUAGCGUUAGUUGCUGCUCGCCGCAGUGGAAGUGGUGAUGAUCACGAAAAUGACUCAGUCAUCUCACAUUCUACAAUUUAUUCCAAUUCUGAUUCACAUGUUAUUUGUAAUUCAAAUUCUGGUCGAUUAGUUGCUGUUUCUCUCCCUUAUUCUCGCCUGUCACCAUUAUCUUCCACUUUAGGAGGAGGACAACUUUCUCGUUCUGUGACAGGUUUGGUCGCAAAUUCCCAUUCAAUCGCAACAACAUCUGCCAAUUGUUCUUUAAUAAGUUCUUCGACUACUGUAACACCUGGUACAUUGAUUAGUCGAGGUGACAGUUCUUGGCAUGACGUUGGCGUUAUUAAGUCGACAAAUUAUACUGUAACAAUGUAUUCAGCCUGUACAAAUGAUGCUGGUGUACAUAUGGAAGCUAUCAGUGCAUUACAAGGUCCCAAUGGGAUUGGACCCAAUGGACUAACUACACAGGGUCCUAAAUUCCAACUCGCUCCUGGAACAGCCUAUAAAUUCCGUGUUGCAGGCCUCAAUGCUUGUGGUCGAGGUCCCUGGUCGGAGAUAAGCGCAUUCAAAACCUGUUUACCAGGUUACCCAGGAGCUCCCAGUGCUAUAAAAAUAACUAAAUCGGACAGUGGUGCACAUUUAACUUGGGAAGCGCCUCAGAACACGGCGGGCAAGAUUACAGAGUAUUCUGUCUAUUUAGCUGUCAAGUCUCAGACUGCAGGACAAGAUUCUACAGAGAGCAAGGUCGGUUCUACACCUUCUGGUAUGGCAUUCGUUCGUGUGUAUUGUGGUCAAUCACCUUCAGCAACUGUUACUUCUGCAACAUUGGCUACUGCUCAUUUAGAUCUUAGUUCAAAACCUGCUGUGAUCUUUCGGAUUGCUGCUCGUAAUGAAAAAGGAUAUGGACCGGCAACACAAGUUCGUUGGCUUCAAGAUAUAUCUAAUACACCUCCCUCUGUUGCUGGGAUAAAUCCUCAAUCUAUCAAUUUCCAAGCAACAAAUGCUUCACAACCGGUUACCAAGCGUGCUUUGAGUUUAGGAACAUCACAAGAAGGAGCUUUUACUACACCAGUGAAACGAUUAAAAUCAGAUGAUCAGUUAUAA
This is a messenger RNA of Schistosoma spindalis, 3768 nucleotides long. The record is from the annotation of a GenBank genome assembly. NCBI's taxonomy places the organism in Eukaryota, Metazoa, Platyhelminthes, Trematoda, Strigeidida, Schistosomatidae.